Molecule: messenger RNA, 936 nt
Organism: Colletotrichum fioriniae
Lineage: Eukaryota; Fungi; Ascomycota; Sordariomycetes; Glomerellales; Glomerellaceae
Source: RefSeq, a predicted model, not a curated record
AUGGACGACACAGUCGAGUACAACCACACGGCUCGCCCGCAUCAAGACAUGUCACAUACCUCACCACAGCCUGCGUCCCUCAUCACAGACCUAGCGGAACUGGACUUCUCCGAAGAAGUGAAGCCACGCACAUUCCACCUCUUCAAGGAUCUCCCGCCCGAGAUCCGCACAAAGAUAUGGCGUCUCGCAGCGCCCAAGCCCGCUGUCGUGGAGCGCAUAUCCAAUAGCACGACCUUGGCCUACGGACUUCACCGCUCUGUCCCAGCGCUCCUGCAAGUUUGCCAGGAGUCUCGCGCUGAGAUGCUCUACGAUCCUGAGAACCCGCGUGGUCUGAGAGAUGAGCAGUUUGAGAUGAUGCAUCUCUCCAGAGGACACCAGGUGCAGGGCAAGGGCGUGUAUAUGAAUUAUCGUCAUGAUACACUCCUCAUCUAUAGAGGACCGGCUCAGUCAAUCAUGCCCAGCGCUCUCUGCUUCGCCAACCUCCGCCACCUGGCUAUGGAAUGGGGCCUCCGCCCCUGCUGGGUGCAGGGCCACUGCCACAAGGGCGUCCGAUUUCUCCGGCAGUUCCCCAACCUCAAGACUUUCACGCUCCUCGUCAGCUUCCAUCCCUUCAAUGCGCUGCCCCUGGGCGAGUCGGGCAGAAAGCACCGCGAGCAAACGCAGAAGCGGCGGGCGCUCAAUGAGAUUAAGUCGUGGGUUCUUGGUGCUAUUGAACAGGCUUUGGAGCAGGAUGACAAUGCUCGUACUGCUGCUGCUGCUGCCAGCAAUGACGCCAAUAUCGAUACCACCUCUGGCUCUUCAUCUGAGUCUACAUCCACACCUUCAGCUGCGCCUUGGUCAUCUACACACACCACUGUGUCUCCGGCUAUCUGGAAUCCACCCGAGGUCAGAGUCGUUCCAAAGACAAAGUACUGGAGCAUGCCGGCGCUGGCCUAG